Molecule: messenger RNA, 3303 nt
Organism: Fusarium venenatum
Lineage: Eukaryota; Fungi; Ascomycota; Sordariomycetes; Hypocreales; Nectriaceae
Source: RefSeq, a predicted model, not a curated record
AUGGCACCACAAAUGAAAGAACCAGAUGUUCCAAAGAUAAUAAGCUCCAGGGCAAUCAAGAGAUUACUGGUAAACGGAAAGACUCGUGGACUUACCGACGAACAGGAACAAGAGCGGAAAGCUGCUCAUUGUGAACCCUUCUUGCCAAACAAAGACAUCGAGUCCUUGGUCCAAGAGGCCAACGUCAAAGCAACCUUGAAUCAAGAUAAACUGCUAGGCUCACAUAAGAGUAACAAGGAACUCGCAGAAUACGUCGUUAAGGCAGCACCUAGAGCUUUUCUGACCGCCAUAUUCAUAGGGGCGGAUCAGGAAAAUUGCAUCAGGCAUCUUAAACAGAAAGGUUUCGUAGAUGCAGAGCUUCCCAUCCGCCUUAUGAUUGUCGAAGAUGCAGAGGACGCAGAAGAUUAUUAUAGAGUCUGUAGGGUCAAAUCAAACCAUACGUUGCCGUAUUUUUCAGGAUGGAAAGAAACGCUGCAAGAGAACUACGAGACAGAUCAAUGGACAUUCCUGGCCCCGACCUUUGAGGAAGACGACUUCAGCUAUGAGUUCCAUCAGAAUCUUCGGCUCCCAUUCGUCUACAUUCCUAAUUCCAAGCCAGACGGAGGUUACUUUGGCAAAGUUCUCAAACUUGGUCUUCGCAUCGAUCAUCAAAAAUUGACAAGUUUCGAAAUGACCCCCAAAUUCAACGAGAAACAUAUCGAAGUCGCUGUCAAGUUCAUGAACACCGAUUACAGCAUGGCCAACUCAGACGUGAAGAAGUUUUACGAGAGAGAAAAGACAACGCUAAAACUCAUGAGAGAGUUGAAAGAUUUACAUCUCAUAAGAGCAAUUGCUGCGUAUACGAAAGGCACCUCCAGGUGUUUCGUCUUCCCAUGGGCUGAAGGAGGCAAUCUCGAUACCUUCUGGCGGACUGAUCGAAGCUGUCUUGACAAAAGUCUUGUUCGGUGGGCCUUGGACCAAAUGACAGGUAUCGCAGGUGGUAUUAUGAAGCUCCACGCUAAGGAUACCCGGCAUGGAGACAUCAAACCGCUCAACAUCCUCUACUUUCUCGACUCGGUCGACGAACGCGGUCGUGGAAUACUGAAAGUAGCAGAUGUUGGUCUCGCAAAGGUUCACACAGAGUAUACAAAGUAUCGCGCUGCCACUACGACGAGGAUGAGUAGUGAAAGGUAUGAACCUCCUGAGAUGCUCAGCUAUCUUCACAAAAAGGCUGCUAUACCACGCAGAUACGACAGUUGGAGCCUCGGGUGCGUGUUUCUCGAGUUCACAGUCUGGCUUAUCUAUGGUAGAUCGAAACUCCAUAGUUUCCAUCAGGAUCUUAGAGACUCCCUUUCGGACAAGUUCUAUGAGACGAAAGGAGAUUCUUACCCUCGGCAUCAUGUUGUGAACCAGCUGAUCAACGAGAUGGAGCAGAGUUUAUCAGAGUCUUCAGCUCUUCACAGGCUUGUUCGUCUAAUCUCCGAGCACCUUUUAGUACCUGUAGACAAUCGCAUGUCCACCAAGGCACUGUAUGAGAAAAUCGACGAUAUCAGGAAGAAGUGUCAUCAUAAAUCUUACAGCCUUGACUCUUCUCUUGUGAGCCUAGCAAAAAAUAGACCCAUGCCCGAUGGCCACCCCGACAACAACCUUCAACCACCCGAUAACUAUUCACACACGAGUAAACUUGAUAAUCGGUGGCGAAACAUCCCAGAUAGCGAAUGGGCGCGAUUUCUCGUUUCACGUCUUGACUGGCCCUCUCUUCGUCCUACCAUUGUGACGGAAUUCUGUGACGCUUGCAGUUCGAUUGACUUCCUUGAAGAUAGUAUUGAGCUGAAUCGAACUCUGCAUGACCUUGAGGAGGGGUCUUUUUUCGAUGACCACAUGAGUCCGGCUCCACGUCAAGCACAGUUGGGCUUGCCGGUUCUUCCUAAACUUGGCAGUCCUCAAGAGUUCGCACUUCUCAACGAGUGGAUCAAUCUUUGUGACAGAACCCACGAUUGUGUUUCACGAGGGUCCGAUGGGGAGCCUCUUAACCAAAUGCCAACAAGGCUCAUACACGUCGGCACAACAGACGCCCCUUCUCUACAUCUUGUCGAGACGGCCAAGGAAAACAUUACGGGGAAUUAUAUAGCACUGAGCCAUUGCUGGGGUAAACUGUCCAAACAAGAGCGGUUCUGCACUUACAUCGACAAUAUUCAGGGUUUUAAACAGCACAUCCCAUUUGACGAACUGCCCCAAACCUUCAAGGACGCCGUCAUAACUACAAGAGCGUUGAAAGUCCGCUACCUCUGGAUUGACUCGCUUUGCAUUAUCCAAGAAGACCCACCAGACUGGAAGAUUGAAGCUGCCAGAAUGGAAGAUGUUUUCAACUCGGCGUACUGUACCAUCGCAGCGAGUUCCUCAGCAUCUUCACUUGAUGGCUUUCUUAUUCACAGGAGGGAAAGGGCCGUUAUCGGAAUAAAUACUUCAAAGGGACCUUUGUAUCUCGCUGAGGCUAUCGAUGACUUUCGCGAGGAUGUUGAAAAAGGGAUUUUGAACACACGUGGUUGGGUCUUCCAGGAACGAGCUUUAUCUCGCCGCACGAUUCAUUUCACUUCAACUCAAGUUUACUGGGAGUGUGGUCACGGAGUACACUGUGAGACCUUGGCUCAUCUACGAAAUCGCGAAUCCGAACUGCUGGGCGACUCCAAGUUCCCAAAUCACGGUAUACAGAAGUAUAAGGACGACAGUAUUCGACUAGUGCAGUACUUGUAUCAGACCUAUUGUGCACUAAACCUAACAAACCCUACGGACCGCUCCAAGGCCCUCCUGGGAUUGGAAAGUCGUCUGGGCCGCACAUUCCGGUCACGGGCAGUAUAUGGUCUUCUAUCGGCUUACUUUGAGAGAUUACUUCUUUGGCAACGCGACCAAGUUUCCCCCAUGGAAAAUAUACCAUAUCCAAAAGGUCAGACUGUUCCUUCGUGGUCAUGGAUGUCUUUCAUGGGAAAGAUCAACUAUCAGGAUGCCCCGUUUGGCAAAGUAAAUUGGACUGGAGAUGUGGAGAACCCUUUCAUUUCUCAGGAUUAUGUUCACUGGGACGGAAGGUUGCAGGCUAGAGCGCACGAACUGUCCAUCGAUGAGGAUGAGCUGAAGAAAAGGAUACGAACUGACUUGAUCCAUUCUAAGUUGACUUCUGGGCUUUUCAAGUGUGCAGUCGUCGGGACGAGUAAGGUCACUAACGAGGAUGGAACGACAGAUCAAUGUUAUCCCUUCCUCACCUUCAUCUAUAAACUUGCUAGAGAUCCCGCCUUUAUAGUGAUCUAUGCAGAAAUAUCCCUUUCUUGA